AUGAAACCGGUAAACACUUUUACUAUCAGAAAAUGUUCAAAACUCGAACUGGGGGGUUCAUGGCGACAUUUCCCUCAGAGAUCUAGUCUCACCCUUCAUAUAGUAGUUGAACGUGAUGGAGGAGGUGUUGUGAUGAUAUAUUGGAAAGGUGAUGCUUUAAUGAAAUUGUAUUGGAAUAAAAGAUCCUGUCUCUCGUUCAACGCGAGCUAUCCUUCUCUUGCGGUGAAGCAAGUUCUGGCUCGAGGAAAUGUGAAUCAGCGAAUUCAAGUUGAUUUUAGACACAUAGCUGAGUUUGAGAAAUGCUGUGAUGCUAUCAAGAGAUUGGAUUUGCCAUUAAAAUUCCUGGAACGUCAAUCUGCACCCGAGGGAGCGUCCCAGGGCCCAAGUCAGGCUGUUGAUAUUCUCGAUUCGCAAAUGUGGCCACUAUUCAGUUGUCUGCAGCCUCGUGGACAAGAUAUUCACAGCGAAUUCAACGAUUAUACUCAGUCUAAUAAUACCUCAAAUUUCAGCCAGGGCUUGACAUUUGCUUCUACUCAAAAUACUUCGGUUCCUGAUACAAGCACAACUAUUCAUGAUAAAGGUACCGCGGUUUAUGGCGAUAUCCUCGAACCGGCUUAUGACCCAAGUUCAGUGAAUGAAUUUUUGCCAGUAAAUAAUGUCCACUUUGACCUAUCGAUGUCUGACUCGGAAUUUAAGGCUGAGCUUUUGAAAAAACUAAAGCAAAAGCCCUUUCUCCAGCUACUCAAAAAGGUGGAAGCCACAAUGAUUGACGAUCAAGAGCACUAA
Molecule: messenger RNA, 786 nt
Organism: Meyerozyma guilliermondii ATCC 6260
Lineage: Eukaryota; Fungi; Ascomycota; Pichiomycetes; Serinales; Debaryomycetaceae
Exons: 1
Coding region: 1-786 (261 amino acids)
Biological process (GO): reciprocal meiotic recombination
Source: RefSeq, a predicted model, not a curated record